AUGGAUCAUCUAAACCACCAACACACUGAACUCGAUCAACCUCUCCUCUCUCCAAAAUCAUCUUCUUCUCCCGAUAACCAAGCUAGUGAUCAACUAGAAUGUGUUCUAUCAGAUACCCAGUUAUCUCAACUGAAACGUCUCCGUUUAGCCACCAUGAUCGAGCUCAAACUCCUCUUCAAUCUCGCUGCUCCGUCCGUGAUCGUCUACAUGUUCAACUACCUCAUGUCAAUGUCUACCCAGAUCUUCUCCGGCCACCUCGGUAACCUCGAACUCGCCGCCGCCUCCCUCGGCAACACCGGCAUCCAAGCUUUCACUUAUGGAGUCAUGCUAGGAAUGGGGAGCGCUGUGGAGACCCUAUGUGGGCAAGCCUACGGUGCAUCCAAGUAUGAAAUGCUUGGUGUAUACAUGCAGAGAUCAACGAUCCUGCUUAUGCUAACUGGAAUCCCACUUACCAUCAUCUACAUCUUUUCUAAGCCAAUCUUGAUCCUUCUUGGGGAAUCAUCAAGAAUCGCAUCGGCAGCUUCGGUGUUUGUUUGUGGUCUGAUCCCUCAGAUAUUCGCCUACGCAGUUAAUUUCCCUCUACAGAAAUUCUUGCAGUCACAGAGCAUUGUGGCCCCCAGCGCCUACAUAUCGUUGGUGACGUUGGUUCUACAUAUGUUAUUAAGCUGGGUGGCGGUGUACAAGAUCGGACUUGGGUUGUUUGGGGCUUCUUUGUUGCUGAGCUUGUCGUGGUGGGUUUUAGUGGUGGCUCAGUUCGUUUAUAUAGUGAAGAGUGAGAAGUGUAAGAAGACAUGGACUGGGUUUACAUUAGAAGCUUUUUCAGGGCUGUUUGAGUUUUUAAAGCUAUCGGCUUCGUCGGCGGUGAUGUUGAGCUUGGAGAUUUGGUAUUUUCAGAUACUGGUUUUGCUUGCUGGAUUGCUGGAGAACCCUCAAUUGGCGUUAGAUUCUCUCUCUAUCUGCAUGACAAUAAAUAUCUGGGUUUUCAUGAUUUCGGUUGGAUUCAAUGCAGCUGCAAGUGUAAGGGUGAGCAAUGAGCUUGGAGCUGGACACCCUAAAUCGGCAGCAUUCUCAGUAGUGGCGGUGACUUUGAUAUCUUUGAUAACUGCAUUGAUCUUAUCAGCAGUGGUGCUUGCAUUAAGAGAUGUCAUCAGCUAUGCUUUUACUAGUGGAGAAGUUGUAGCCCAAGCAGUCUCAGACCUUUGCCCUUUACUAGCCAUCACUUUGAUCCUCAAUGGAAUCCAACCCGUUUUGUCAGGUGUAGCUGUUGGGUGUGGAUGGCAAACAUUCGUUGCUUAUGUUAAUGUGGGAUGCUAUUACAUCAUUGGGAUCCCUUUAGGGGCUUUGCUGGGUUUUAAGUACAAUUUAGGCGCCAAGGGAAUAUGGUCAGGGAUGAUAGGUGGCACAACAAUACAGACUAUCAUCUUACUAUGGGUUACCAUUAGAACAGAUUGGAAGAAAGAGGUGGAGAAAGCAGUGAAACGCUUGGAUAAAUGGAAAGUCAAUGAAGAACCAGUAGGAAAAGAGUGAUGGGAACUUUGGAACUUGUAAAGCAUGGCUAGUUAACAUGUGAAGAGAUAUGGUUUUCUGUGGUUUAGUAUGUGGUGUGGAGUGGUCUGAUGA
Telopea speciosissima is the source of this 1620-nucleotide messenger RNA. RefSeq names its product protein DETOXIFICATION 40-like. The transcript is spliced from 6 exons. Gene Ontology annotation, molecular function: antiporter activity; xenobiotic transmembrane transporter activity. Lineage: Eukaryota; Viridiplantae; Streptophyta; Magnoliopsida; Proteales; Proteaceae. Gene Ontology annotation, biological process: xenobiotic detoxification by transmembrane export across the plasma membrane. Bases 1 to 1527 code for a protein of 508 amino acids. The record is from RefSeq and is a predicted model, not a curated record. Gene Ontology annotation, cellular component: membrane.